UCCAGCAGAAGGAAGUCGCUCCGGAUAAAUGGGCCCUUAAACUGACAGGAAAACAAAGCGGCUGUGGGAGAAACGGGAAGAAGAGGACAGGAGCGAAGGGCCGCUGUCACGAGCGGUUAACGUUAGCUUAGUUUGUGAAGGCGCGAGACGUUACUUUGACAGUUAAAAGCCAAAAGGACGGCGGCGUGCACGGAGAUGGAGCUGUCAGCGAUUGGAGAGCAAGUGUUCGCUGUGGAAUCAAUCGUCAAGAAAAGAGUUAGAAAGGGGAAUGUGGAGUAUCUGUUGAAAUGGAAAGGAUGGCCUCCAAAGUAUAGCACAUGGGAACCUGAGGAACACAUUUUGGAUCAGCGCUUGGUGCAGGCCUAUGAAGAGAAAGAGCAGAGAGAGAGAACAUUGGGGCACAGGAGAAAGGGAUCCAAGGCCAAAAGACUUAUUCUGCAGGACACUGUCUACACCAUGGAUCUCCGCAGUGCUCACAAGACUCCAGAGCAACCUCAGCCGCGCUUGCGUCUCUCCCUGACACGCUCUCUGCUCCCUGAGGACGAGGAUGAGUCGUACAGCACCCUGGACCCACGACCACAACUGGAACAUCGGAAGAGCAAACCCAGGAGGUCACAGUUCACGUGCCUUGACUCAAACCCUCCAAGUCCCACACAAGAGGACUGGGGAGAAGAUGAAGAUGAGGAGGAGGAUAAUGUAGAAAGUGAAGAGUAUAGAGAGGAGGAGGAGGAAGAGGAGAAAGAGGAGGCUCUGAAGAUGACAACAGAGAAGAGCGGUGGCACUUUAAAUGGACAGGAGAGGACAGUCGAGUGGAGCUCCGCCGUCGGACCAGACGAGGUCACUGCAUCAGAGAAGCCGGGCAACGUCUGGAGGCCUGUCAUCUGUCCAGGGGAGGUGACAGUCACAGAUGUCACCCUCAACUCCCUCACAGUGACAUUCCGAGAGUCAAGAGUGGCCAAAGGCUUCUUCAGAGACUGGGGCCUGGAGGUGUGAUGUGUGAUGUCUCAGUAGGUCUGGUGGAGAGGGCACUGCGAGAAGGAGCUGGUUUAAUCACAGGGUGUGAAUGGUGGUCGAGGGCCAGGGUUGGUGGCGUUAUUCCCUCUUGGUAACCUCUCACUCUGUUCUUCCCCUUCCCUGCAACUUCCAGCCUGGUCAGUGGUAGGUUUACAUGCACAGAGUCAACCUGGACGUAAGCCUCACUCCAUUUAAGGUUAUGUUUAGGUUGGCUGUUCACCUUUGAUAUGGUGAGACUGAGUUGCCUUGAAAAGGGUAUAAGUGGUUGUGACCUCUGUUGGUGAGUGAGGACAUGCAAAAACGUCACAUUUUUUCACAGAGAAGAGUCAACUAGCUGGCUGAAACAGAGACCAAACCAAAAGAUGUGGUAAAGAUGCAAGACUGUG
This is a messenger RNA of Epinephelus moara (kelp grouper), 1400 nucleotides long. It is a transcript of the gene cbx7b, whose product is annotated as chromobox homolog 7b. Gene Ontology annotation, biological process: negative regulation of transcription by RNA polymerase II. The coding region runs from base 196 to 993 and encodes 265 amino acids. The record is from RefSeq and is a predicted model, not a curated record. Lineage: Eukaryota; Metazoa; Chordata; Actinopteri; Perciformes; Serranidae. The transcript has 6 exons. Gene Ontology annotation, cellular component: PRC1 complex.